GUCUCCUCGAAGGUUGCUUGCGGGGAGGAUGGCGAGGGGCCGGACUUGUGGACCUGGCGCUGACCCCAGGCACACGCUGGCGAGGGCAGGCGGGUGGGAAGGGAACCAGAUGGUGGCUCUGCUCCACCCUCAGCUGGAACUACAAGCCCCAGAAGGCUUUGCGCCAGGGGGCCUUGGCCCCCCUGACCUCAGGGACGGAAACUAUUGUUGCCUGGCAACAGCAAGCCCGUGGGGUUGCAGCAGCAGGCGGCAAAACUGCUCUGGUGAGCUCCUUGCCCAAGUGUUUCGAGGAAGGGGUCGCGAACCGGGCCGGGAAGGCAGCGACGGCGGCAUGUGCGAGGGCCCGUCCCGCAUCUCGGGGCCCAUCCCCCCAGACCCUACGCUCUGCCCUGACUACUACAGGCGGCCGGCCUCGGCCCAAGGACGGCUUGAGGGAAACGAGCUGAAGCUGGACCUGCUGACUUCGGACCUCGACUUGGACGCCACCCCUCCGCGCGGCCCCCGCAUAGGUCCUGGAGCCAGAGAGAUUCUGGAGCGUGGCCGGCGUGGCGUCGGGGGAGUGCUGCUGCAACUCGGGGGCAUCUCCCUAGGCCCAGGGGCCUGUCCCAAGAGGAAGGACCCUAAAGACCAUGAGAAGGAGAACCUGAAGCGGAUCAGGGAGAUCCAGAGGCGCUUCCGUGAGCAGAAGCACAGCCGGGAGCAGGGCGAGCCCAGGCCUCUGAAGGCUCUGUGGCGCUCGCCCAAAUAUGACAAAGUGGAGUCCCGGGUCAAGGCCCAGCUGCAGGAGCCCAGCCCUGCCUCUGGAACAGAGCCUGUCCACUUCCUGCGGGCACACUCCCGCUGCGGCCCUGGGCUCCCGCCACCUCGUGUCCCCAGUCCUCAGCUAACCCCACCAGGCCCCAGUGCUAAGGGGCCAGGCCUAGGUGUGGACUUCAUUAGCCACAAUGUCCGCACUGCCAAGAGGGCCCCCCGGAGGCAUUCUCGCUCACUGCAGGUCCUGGCACAAGUGCUGGAGCAGCAACGGCAAGCCCAAGAGCACUACAAUGCCACGCAGAAGGGCCACGUGCCCCGUUACUUGUUGGAACGCAGGGAUCUGUGGCGGCAGGAGGCUGAGGCCCGCCAGCAGAGCCAGCCGGACCCUGCCAUGCCCCCUGGCCACACUCGCAUGCCUGAGAACCAGCGGCUGGAGACACUGAGCAAUCUGCUCCAGAGCCAGAGCCAGUUGCUACGUGAGCUGGUGCUGCUGCCUGCUGGGGCAGAUUCACUCAGGGCCCAGGGCCACCGUGCCGAGCUGGACCGGAAGCUGGUGCAGGUAGAGGAAGCCAUCAAGAUCUUUUCCCGCCCCGAGGUCUUUGUAAAGAUGGAUGCCUGAGCCCUUUUAUGGGGGGUUGUUAUGGGGUUCCUCACUGAGGAUUGCCACAUGGUUGCAAAGGACAGGAUGAGGCCCCAUCAUAGAAUGGAGUCUGAAGACAGGAGCGAUAGGGUGGGCAGUAUCCCCAGAGCACUCUUCCCUGCCACUGGUGGCUGUAGAAGGGCCAGCCCAGCCUCUUAACCCCUUUGUCAAAAUUAAACCUUUUGUACACAGUGAGGUUUGUUUCCAUAAGAGCUUUUCUUACCCUAGAAAUGCCAAGCCUGGUGCUCUCCUGCUGCUUGACAGCAGGAAGGUCUCUCUCUUGUCCUUAUCACUCCUGCCUCAUGUCCAGGGCAGAAGGCAAAAUUGUGAGACCAUGGAGGACAUUAAGGCUGGGACACAGAAAGACCAUGACUGCAUUUGUAGAAA
This is a messenger RNA of Ailuropoda melanoleuca (giant panda), 1780 nucleotides long. RefSeq names its product enkurin domain containing 1 (gene ENKD1). NCBI's taxonomy places the organism in Eukaryota, Metazoa, Chordata, Mammalia, Carnivora, Ursidae. The coding region runs from base 29 to 1372 and encodes 447 amino acids. Gene Ontology annotation, cellular component: cytoplasmic microtubule. The transcript has 8 exons. The record is from RefSeq and is a predicted model, not a curated record.